AUGUCAAAAACUAGUCUAAGCAAUAAACUUUCCAUUCAAGAUAUUGAUGUUAAGGAUAAACGUGUUUUAAUGAGAGUUGAUUUUAAUGUUCCUUUUCAAGAUGGAAAAAUUACCAAUAAUCAACGAAUCUCAGCAGCUUUACCUACAAUUAAACAUGCUUUAGAUAACAAAGCAAAAGCUGUUAUUUUGAUGUCUCAUCUUGGUAGACCAGAUGGAAAAUCUAAUCCAAAAUAUUCUCUUAAACCUGUCGCUGUUGAACUAAGCAAACUUUUAAACAAGGAUGUUUUGUUUUUAGAUGAUUGUGUUGGCAAAGUAAUUUUAUUGGAGAAUCUUAGAUUUCAUAUUGAAGAAGAAGGUUCAGCAAAAGAUGAUCAAGGAAACAAGAUUAAACCAUCAAAAGAAGAAGUAACAAAAUUUCGUGAAUCAUUAUCAAAACUUGGUGACAUAUAUGUUAAUGAUGCAUUUGGUACAGCCCAUCGGGCUCACAGCUCUAUGGUGGGUGUUAAUUUACCUAUAAGAGCGGCUGGAUUUUUAUUAAAAAAAGAAUUGGAUUUCUUUGGAAAAGCUUUGGAAAACCCUGAAAGACCAUUUUUGGCUAUUCUUGGCGGUGCCAAGGUUUCAGAUAAAAUCAAAUUGAUCGAUAAUUUACUUGAUAAAGUUAAUUCAAUGAUUAUUACUGGUGGAAUGGUUUUUACAUUUAAGAAGACACUCGGAAAUGUUGAAAUUGGCAAAUCUUUGUUCGAUGAAGAUGGAGCUAAAAUUGUGGGACAAAUAGUUGAGAAGGCUAAAAAAAAUAACGUCGAUCUAGUGUUUCCUAUUGAUUAUAUUACUGCUGAUAAAUUUGAUCCAAAUGCUAAUACUGGAUACGCAACAGAUGAAACAGGCAUACCAGAAAAUUGGUUAGGUUUAGAUUCUGGCGAAAAAUCCAAUGAAAUUUUCAGAAAUACAAUUCUCAAAGCCAAAACCAUACUUUGGAAUGGUCCAACUGGUGUGUUUGAAUUCGAAAAAUUUGCAAAUGGUACAAAAUAUGCACUGGAUGCAGUAAUUGAGGCAACAAAAAAUGGUGCUACAACAAUUGUUGGUGGUGGUGAUACUGCUACUGCUGUUGCGAAAUGGAAUUCAGAAGAUAAAAUUUCUCAUGUUUCUACUGGUGGGGGUGCAUCUUUAGAAUUACUAGAAGGCAAAGAAUUACCAGGUGUUACCGCUUUAUCAGAAAAACAAUAA
This is a messenger RNA of Entrophospora sp. SA101, 1224 nucleotides long. The record is from the annotation of a GenBank genome assembly. NCBI's taxonomy places the organism in Eukaryota, Fungi, Glomeromycota, Glomeromycetes, Entrophosporales, Entrophosporaceae.